This is a messenger RNA of Triplophysa rosa, 2123 nucleotides long. It is a transcript of the gene rbm12ba, whose product is annotated as RNA binding motif protein 12Ba. The coding region runs from base 151 to 1719 and encodes 522 amino acids. The transcript is spliced from 2 exons. Gene Ontology annotation, cellular component: nucleoplasm; ribonucleoprotein complex. Gene Ontology annotation, molecular function: RNA binding. The record is from RefSeq and is a predicted model, not a curated record. Lineage: Eukaryota; Metazoa; Chordata; Actinopteri; Cypriniformes; Nemacheilidae. Gene Ontology annotation, biological process: regulation of RNA splicing.
AGUUCUCCUCAGAGGAAGUGAAGCGUUUGCAGCCGACGGCGUGAGCGGUGAUGUUUUCGCGUGUUUUCUCUGACACAGUCGUUUGUCCUGCGAAACAAUCCUUACUUUUUACAGAAAAACAAACGAUCCUAUUGGUUUGAUAGAAAAAUCAUGACAAAAGUGAUUCUACGUUUACAAGGUUUAACCACAGAAGCGGGAUCUGAAGACAUCCGCAGAUUUUUUCAUGGCUUACACAUCCCUGAAGGUGGCGUUCAUAUCACUGGCGGGGAGAAGGGUGAAGCUUUUAUUAUUUUUCAGUCUGAAAGACAAGCACAACUAGCCAUGCGCAACACUGGGAAAUGUCUCAUAGGCUCCUCUGUUUCUUUGCAUAUCAGUAGUUUGGAUGAAUUGAAGCAAAAAAUGCAGGCUAGCUUAAAAAAAGCAAACACCCCUGCAGUGGAAAGUAAAACUGUGCCACAUGUGUCAUUCUCACCAGAAAUCAACGAAACACUUUUGCUUAGUCUAAUGGCUGCCGUUCAAGGACAGCUUUCAAAUAACAAAGUGAAUGAAAGCCAAGCUCCUAACCAAAUGUCAGAAAACUUCAAACAGACUGUUCAAGGACCCUCACCUGCAGGCCAAACAAAUGCAGAUUUUACUGCAUCUGGAAGAGUCGCACAUGGAUUUGCAUCUACGGAGCAGGAAAGCAGUGGACAAAACAUCAGUUCCAGUAAGCCAGGAUACCUUCGGCUUUAUGGACUUCCAGACUUCGUUGCUGAACAUGAUGUCCGCCAUUUCCUACAAGGACUCUCGGUUUUGGUAAUUAUUACAAAUGUUCGCUUACCGCUGGGCUUUUGGUGCCUAGUGAAGCUGACCAGUUUAGCAGAGGCUCAAAAGGGACUCAAGUACAACCAUACAAAAUUUAAAGAAUUCGAUAUUGAGGUUAGACCUGCCCAUGAGAAGAUGUGGACAGAUGCCAUGGAGCAGUCCGGCAAAUGCAUGCACGACAUGCAAUCUCACGCUUUCUCGGACCCAAAGAAAAUCAACGUGGAUAGAAAUACGCACGGAGAUUUUUCUAGGAAAAGAAGUGUUGAGAAACAGCCUUCAUUAGGAUCUCCUAAACGCCACUGUCAAAACUCUCCUCCUCACACCGAGCUUUACGUCAUAGUCAAUAAUCUUUCAACGAAUAUAACCAAGACCGAGAUCAAGAACAUUUUCAGCUGUCCUGAAAUCCAUAACAGUCGAAUUAAACAUUUAUUGAACAAAUGGGGAGAAAGGACAAGCACUGCGUUCGUUACCUUCGAGCAUGCAGAAGAUUACGCCACGGCUCUGAACAUGAACGGGACAACCGUAGGUUUAAAGAACAUCGAAGUAUCGUCCAUUACUAGGGAGGAAAUGUUAGCUAUACUCAGUAGGAACAGAGUCAUCAAAAUCUGGAGACCACAGCCCUACAUUAAAGCUCAAGACGAUUUGUUGUGUAUAUACGCAAGGAACUUUCCUGCAAAUGUCAUGAAAAUAGAGGUGAGGGAUUUUUUCAUGCGCUUUCCGGUCUGUGAGAAUAAGAUCAGACUGCUUCUGGACAGUCAGGGCAAUGGCAUUGGAGAGGCCAUAGUGGACCUUGGAUGCGACAAAAUUGCCAGACAAGCUCAAGAAGUCCUACACGGGAUGCAUUUCAUGGGAACAAAAAUUCUGCUCACUCGCAUUUCUCGCCAACAGAUGAAGGAGAUACUUGGAACACUGUGAACAACUGGAGAUGUGAGCACCUUGAACAAAACAAUUGUGUACAAUUUAUGUAAACGAAGAACACAGAAUCACAAGUUUAUGGCUCACUGGCUGUGGAACUAGCUCUGUGAGCUUUUCAAAAAGACUUUUGUCAUAACUGUGCCAAAUAAGUUGUUUUGGCCUCAACAAUGAAAUAUGCUCAAACAAGAAUCUAAGCAGUGUGUGUAAAAAGAUUUUGAAAAUAUUGUCUGCUGGAGAAAAACAUUUUUCUACAAUUGCCAAAAGGAUGCUUUACACUUCUCAUUGGUUUAAAGUUAAUAAUGCACAUCAUGUUUGUUUUACUAAAACCUUUAAACCCAAGUCCGAUACUUCAUGCACAUGUUUUCUUCCAGCUGUACCUGCUGAAUAAACACCUCAGGCUUCAU